AUGAGAUCGGCUCAAGUAGCAAAUGAGUGGUUUGGCGCAGUUCUGGCAGGAGACACUGGUACGGUAAUCCGGCUGUUGCAUAGGUGUAGAGGGUGGUACAACGCUGACGGCUACACUGCCCUAAUGUUAGCGGGAGUGCAAGGGAACAUAAAGCUGAUCCGCAUCCUCAUGGAGCACGAAAGUUCCCUUUUGUCAAAGCAAGAAGAUAUGACUGCUCUGAUGCUUAUCACAAUUCACGGAUCAGUAAAUUCUGCAAAGACGUUGCUGGAGGUAGAGGCCAGAAGGCAGAACUCACGGGGCUUAACCGCACUAAUAUUAGCAUGCAUCAAUAACAACGAGGAUAUGAUUAAACUCCUUAGUAAAAGAGAGACAUGCUGUCGGACUACUUUGGGGGAAACGGCACUGAUGUACUUGGUGAGGAGAAAUAACUACAAGUGCAUGCACUACGUGUUAGAAAUGGAAGUAAAGGCGCAAAUGAACAGCGGCUAUAGUGCGUUGAUGAUGGCUGCAGAGCUAGGGUAUUAUGAGUGUGCAAAGCUGCUCGCCAACAGAGAACACUGCCUUCAGAAUUGCGAGGGAGAAACAGCACUAAUGAUUGCCGUUAGGGAGGGGCAUUUCAAGAUCGCCCGGCUUCUGGUCAAGUCGGAGAAGCGGUAUCAGAAUUCAGAAGGAUGGACUGCAUUGAUGCUCAGUAUCAGAUAUCAAAUGCAUCGAAUAGCUACCAGACUGGUUAACGAUGAGCAAGGCAUCUUCUCCCGCAACAAUAUCUCGGCUCUCAUGUUAAGCAUUUACUAUGAGAUGCCCGAAAUAACGAAAGUACUCAUUCAGAAAGAGGUUGGAAUGGUAAUAAGAAGCAUCGAAGAAACAGCAGCGGUAGUACACCACCAUCUACGACCCAAGCAUGCACAAGUUAUCACCUCCCACUACCUUCGGAAACAUGGCAUAGUUGACGUUUCUUUGAGUGGCAGUAAGAUACCUCUAUCGAUGGCCAACAUUGAUCUCUUGUCCAACAGGGAUAUAUCCAAUGAUCAAGAGUUAGACUCCACGUUUAAGCCCGGCCGAACAGCCUAUAUGAUAGCAAUUCUAAAGAAGAACUUCCUAGUAAUGGAGCUGCUUCAUGAGCAUGAAUGUGGCCGGCAAGACCACGAUGGGACAAGUGCUGCGAUGCUGGCCUUGGAGGUCAUGUACACGGAGCUCUGCCAUCGCUUAAAGCAAAUUGAGGAUGGGAGUGACGUGGAAAGCCUGUAUGAUUUUAUUCGUGAUAGAACUUGGAGGCAAUUCCUGUGUGCUAUCGACCGACUUCUUCCAAAGGAGGCGGGGUUGCAGAAUAACGAGGGACAGACGCUUCUUAUGCUAGCAGUCAAGCAUGGUGUUGGCCUUGCAGAGCGAAUACGUGCUCUUAAACGAAAUAUAAUGCUAUUCAGGCGUCUUGGUCGAGAAACUUUUUUUGAUCUUCUCAAUCCAAAUCUCUCACAGCAGUCUGUUAAUACAAUCUUUCAAAAAAAGCUUGGAUUGAUAGAGGAUGGUGUGCUCCCAAGUGCUGAAGAUCAACGAGUAGAAGACAGCAGUGCACAUGAGUAUAGUGUGACCAUGGUUGAGCAUGAACUUACAGGGUCCUAUGCAAGCGUGAAUGUAAGCUUUCCGAUGAAUAUUUUAGACAGUGACGAGGAAAGCAUAGAGCAGAGCAUCCGUGCGCUUAAGCAGCAGACCAGGCGCCGGUUUGCCAUGAACAGGACAAGCAAAAGUCAGAGCGAAGGCACCAAGCUGAGCAUUAAAAACGAUCAGGUGUCCACUUGUGACAGCCCAUCAUUGGACUCUGAGAAAGACCCAAAGGAUGAAAGUAUGGAGAUAGUUCAAGGUACUGCUCUAAGGGCCUUUGCCGGUUAUGAAGCAGCGCCGCUAGAUACUAUAUUGUCUGCUAGAAGUCCGCAAAUAUGCAGUGCUAGUGGGAAAGUAAUCAGUACAAGAACCGGAGUUCCCAACAAUUUGGUUCAGUUUGACGAUGAAUCAAGCAGUGACUACCUAGAUGAGACCGAUUACUAUAAGUAUGAGGCAGACACAGAUAUCCGCAUCAUGCUGCGCGAUAAGAUUAUGCGAAUAUCCUCAUGUUUUAUUAAACGUCACCCGGAGGAAUUGGAUGAACUUUGUACACUUGCCUGGACAACACAUGUAGAGUUACUCCUCACCAUCGCAAAAUGGGAGGCCCGGAUGAAAGACAUUCGUGGGCAAACAGCACUCAUGUACGCUGUAAGUCAUCUUCAUUAUUCAGUAGCUAGCGUCCUGGCGUCUUUGGAGGGGAGCAUGCAAGACAACCAGGGAAAUACGGCCCUAAUGCAUCUUAUUUUGACUGCUCAUAGAGUCAGUAUCAAAAUUGAGCCCAUACAAGCAGCUCUGCACCAUGCUACCAGCAUCCUUCAAGGGAAGCAUGGUGCAGAGGCAUCGUAUCCAAAGAGCACUUAUGUACUUUACGAACGUUCUACAAUCAGGCAGAUGAUGAAAAUACUGGAGGUCCUGUGCCCCAUAGAGCAAGGUAUGCAUAACAAACUAGGACAGACAGCAUUGAUCUUUGCCGCUGCAAACGGUAAUUUUGACGCUGUCAGAGCACUGCUGGCGGUUGAGUGUACAAAACAAGAUAAUUAUGGAUUCUCCGCUCUCAUGUAUGCUAUCAAAAGCGGAAAUGUUAACAGCGCCUUGUUACUUGUCCCGCUAGAGACACACUUGGUUACAUGGAAAAAGGACACUGCACUUAUGAUGACUGCCCGCUAUGGCAUCUUGAAGAUCUGCAGUGAGAUCCUGAAGAUGGAAACCUCUCUCAUACGGCGACAAAACGACGAUGGAUAUACUGCUCUGAUCUUCGCGGCCAAGCAUGGCCAUGUUGAGCUUGUCAAAGCUCUACACGAUUAUGAGUUUACCAAGCAGGACCUCCUUGGUCAGACAGCGGCUAUCCACGCUGUCCUGGCAGGUCACAUAGAAUGCGUUAAACUACUUGUCGAGGAAUUCGAUAUCGUAGAUAAUGCUGGUCAGACAAUAGGUCAAAUAGCAAACAAAAUGGGACAUGUAGAAAUUAUAGAGUUCUUAGAGUUCCUCUUCGAUUGA
Molecule: messenger RNA, 3096 nt
Organism: Giardia duodenalis
Lineage: Eukaryota; Fornicata; Diplomonadida; Hexamitidae
Product: Ankyrin repeat protein 1
Exons: 1
Coding region: 1-3096 (1031 amino acids)
Molecular function (GO): protein binding
Source: RefSeq, a predicted model, not a curated record